This is a messenger RNA of Chanos chanos (milkfish), 640 nucleotides long. RefSeq names its product dual specificity protein phosphatase 18. Gene Ontology annotation, biological process: peptidyl-tyrosine dephosphorylation. Lineage: Eukaryota; Metazoa; Chordata; Actinopteri; Gonorynchiformes; Chanidae. The transcript has a single exon. Bases 1 to 573 code for a protein of 190 amino acids. Gene Ontology annotation, cellular component: cytoplasm. Gene Ontology annotation, molecular function: MAP kinase tyrosine/serine/threonine phosphatase activity; protein tyrosine phosphatase activity. The record is from RefSeq and is a predicted model, not a curated record.
AUGGCCGAGGAGAGAGGCCAGAGUCCAGAAACCAGACUCUCGGGACAGGUCAGAGUCAGUGGUUUGGGCCAAAUUACUGAGCAUCUUUACAUCAGCAACGGCCGCGCAGCCAGAGAUCGCGCCGCCAUAACACGUUUAAGAAUCACCUGCGUGAUAAAUGCCACCCUAAAUAAUUUGAGCACACAUAUUCACCCCGUUGAGGUGGUCCGUGUACCUGUCCACGAUUCGCCCGACGUCCGGCUCAUUGAGCACUUCGACGCCGUUGCCGAUAAAAUACACCAGAUAAAAGAGCAAUGCGGACGGACUUUGGUCCACUGUAAUGCAGGGGUGAGCCGAUCCGCUGCUCUGUGCAUCGCAUACCUGAUGAAAUACUGCAACAUGUCCCUUCUGGAGGCCCACGGCCGGGUCAAAGCACAAAGACCUAUAGUUCGUCCGAACAGUGGCUUUUGGAAGCAGCUUAUUGAGUACGAGAACCGACUGUAUGGAAAAAACACGGUGCGAAUGAUCAGUUCUCCUGUGGGGGACAUUCCAGAUCUAUAUGAGAAAGAAACUAAGGACUUGAUACCAUACUGAUUUUUUAACUGCGUCAAGUACGUAUUUUAAGCCUGUAUGUCUGUAACGUUUGUCAUGUGAACAGUAU